AUGUCGCGCCAUGCUUCAUCAGGACCAACUUCGGUUCCCACAUCGAAAUCCCAGCAGUAUCAGCUCGUUUCUCCUGGCACACCAGCUGAUCCUCGAGCUAUGAGCCAAAACAACAAGGACCAACUCAUCCAGUCCCUUCGGACACACCGAGUCAACACCAUUACUGAAUUGCGUCGCAUCGAGAAGAUUUUUGCUUACCUGGAUUCCGCCGAGGUCACUGAGCCGAUGACCACGGCAUGGGCUCAUUACGUCAACUCCAACAACCUGUUAAAUGAGCUUCGUGGGCUUACCAGGACCUACCCAUUCAGUUCGGAGUGUCUAGACGAAGCAAAAGCUAUGGUCGUCCGCGACCCCAGCAGCACACGGAGCUGGAACUACUGUUGGCUAGUGCUGGUCAAGAUGGAGAAAGAGUAA
Messenger RNA from Exophiala aquamarina CBS 119918, 414 nucleotides. RefSeq lists its product as uncharacterized. The coding region runs from base 1 to 414 and encodes 137 amino acids. NCBI's taxonomy places the organism in Eukaryota, Fungi, Ascomycota, Eurotiomycetes, Chaetothyriales, Herpotrichiellaceae. The transcript has 2 exons. The record is from RefSeq and is a predicted model, not a curated record.